AUGACAAAACUCCGACUCUGGAAACAACUACCGUCCACACUUCUCUGUGGCCUUGCAACUUUCCAACUCUUGACAAAAGCCCAUUCAUUCCCAUCGGCAAUCAGUCUUUCACGACGAAACUUGUUGCUGAAAUAUCCAAUUGCAAUCUUUACCGGCAUGACUCAACCAACCAAGUAUGACUUCUCGGAAGGUUCCACAAGCGCGAAAGCAUCACUCUCAUCAAAACUCACUGGAGCUGACGACUCGGACAUAAGAUGGGGAAUAGUUGGUCUGGGCGAUGUCGUUCAGAAAAAGUCAGGUCCAGCCUUUUUCAAAAACAAGAACAGCCAACUGGUAGCGGCGAUGCGACGCACUCCAGGAAAGGCACAAGAAUACGCGGAGAAAAAGGUAAACAGUUACACAGGCAACGAUAAGAAGAUUGACCAAUGUGUGGGCUACGAAAAUCUGGAAGACUUUUUGAAACACCCCAAUAUGGAUGCAGUUUACGUCUCGACGAGACCAGGAUCGCAUUUGGAGAUUUGCAAACAAGUAGCGGCGGCUGGGCUGGCGUGCUAUGUGGAAAAGCCAGUUGGACGAUGUGCCGCCGAGACCGAAAUCAUUGUGGACAUCUUUGAAAAGGCUGGAUUGCCCUUGUAUACAGCAUACAUUAGUCGAGCCUACGAACGAACCCAAGCGGUCAAAAAGUUGUUGGCAGCGGAUGGCUCGUCGCCACUGGGGGAUCGAGUGACUAAGGUUUCAUACAAAUUGGUGGGGACAGGAGGAGCCCGAGAUAUGGGUGGUGAUGAUCAACUGCCAUGGAGGUUAGAUCCAGAGCAAAGUGGCGGAGGAUUGAUUAUGGAUGUUGGAUGUCAUAUUUUGGAUCGCAUCGACUACCUUUGUGGCCCCCUUGUUGACAUUGAAGGAGAAGCCCAAAACAAGAACAGCCCCGACCAAAAAGUGGAAGACUAUGUGCACUUGACAGCCUCGAUUGGUGAGACGAAAGGAAGACCCUCCAUGCAACAGUCCAUCAAUGCAGUUGGUGCAAAAGUGGAGUGUACCUGGGAUUUUGCUUCCCCUGACCAAGAGCCAAGCGACCAGCUUGUACUGGAAGGGCCAUCUGGAUCCUUGCGAAUGAUUGGGAUGAGUCCAAAUGCACCCAUAGAAAUCUACGACUCAGAUGGCAAUUUGCUAAGAAAAUUACCAGAGUUUGCCAUGCCCGAACACACCGCUCAGGCACUCAUUCAAGCUGUGACGCUAGAUCUACUCCACCUGCGGCUGGUAGAGCAAGCAGAACAACACGAAGGAACAAAUGUAGAUACGUAUGAAAAGCCAGACUUUCUAUCUUUUGGAGACAAUGCCAUUCGAGCACAAAAGGUGAUCGAUACAGUCUUGGAAUCAUACUACUCGGGACGGGAAAUUGGCUAUUGGUCACGAUGGAUUGGAGAGGAAAAGUGA
Messenger RNA from Cylindrotheca closterium, 1434 nucleotides. The record is from the annotation of a GenBank genome assembly. Lineage: Eukaryota; Bacillariophyta; Bacillariophyceae; Bacillariales; Bacillariaceae.